Molecule: messenger RNA, 3987 nt
Organism: Acanthochromis polyacanthus (spiny chromis)
Lineage: Eukaryota; Metazoa; Chordata; Actinopteri; Pomacentridae
Product: myogenesis-regulating glycosidase-like
Exons: 6
Coding region: 310-2391 (693 amino acids)
Biological process (GO): skeletal muscle fiber development; carbohydrate metabolic process
Molecular function (GO): hydrolase activity, hydrolyzing O-glycosyl compounds
Source: RefSeq, a predicted model, not a curated record
GGACAAUGGAACUUCAAACCGCUCUGCAGCUGCGCAAUAGGCUACUGCACUCACAGCUGUACAGUGUUGUACACAUUGACCCCAGAGAAACAGAUGCAGAGGUCUGGACAAAUCAGCCCUCAUUCAGAAAUGGAGACGUUGCUAUAGAGUGGCAGGUAGACAGUCAGACUUUCCUUCACCUCUAUAGCUGUCACCGCACAGAUAUAUUCCUCCCUCACAGGCACCGACAGCAAGGUAACUACAGCUGUCCACACCUGUCACUCCUCCUCCACACCAGCUUCUCUUCACACCUCACUGCAAGUGUUCAGGAUGUAUCAGAUUGUUCCGGUCGCUCCUGGGGAGCAGCAGAUGGCCGGAGGACCCGGUGGUUCUCCGCUUAAGAAGAAACUGGCUCAUGAAGGCCGGCCCCUGGUGAUGGCGGGUAUGCUGGGCUGUGUGUUGGUCCUGGCUGCUGUAGUCGCCUGGUGCUACUACUCAGUAUCACUCCGGAAAGCCCACCUGCUGAAGACUGAGCUGUUAGACCUCAACAAGGAUGGUUUUAUCAUCCGCAACCAGGCAGGGGCUGUUAUCUUCACUAUGGCCUUCAGGUCUGGCGCUCUGGAUCUGGACUCCUGCUCAAAGGAGGGAAAUUUUCUGAGCUGCACUCAGUCAGAUUCUGGCAAACUCAACUUCUUCAUCCAGACAGUUCAUCCAAAGGACACAGUGAUGUGUUAUCGUGUUCGCUGGGAGGAGCUGCAACACAAGCACUCAGUAGAGCAUGCCAUGACCUAUAAUGAGUCUCACUGGUAUGGAGGGGCGGAGAUGGCAACACAGUACUGGCCUAUCAGGAUCCAAGGGGAAGAGGAACCGCGGCCUUUCAUCACCAGUGAUGUCUACUCCAAUAGAAACGCUUUUGGGGGAAUCCUGGAGCGCUACUGGCUGUCAUCAAAUGCAACUGCAAUCAAGAUUAAUGACUCGGUACCGUUUCAUUUGGGCUGGUCAGAAAAGAACAGCACACUGAGGUUCCAGGCCCGGUACCAGGACUCUUCUUUCAAACCACAAGAAGGACAGCAGGCUUUACCUGAACUCAGCUAUAGAGUCUGUGUGGGGUCGGAUGUUACCUCUAUUCACAAAUACAUGGUGCGUCGUUAUUUCGAAAAGCCCAUCAAAGUCCCGUCUCCUGAAGUUUUCAAACAACCCGUGUGGUCCACAUGGGCUCUCCACAAGACAGCUGUAACUCAAGAGAAACUGCUGCACUACGCCUCCGACAUCACCAAGCAUGGCUUCACAUGCUCCCAUCUGGAGCUGGACGACCGCUACACUGCCGACUAUGGAGAGUUUGACUUUGACCCACAGAAAUUUCCCAAUGUCAGCGGCAUGUUCGACAAACUCAGAGAGGACGGGUUUCAAGUGACGCUCUGGACGCAUCCUUUCAUCAACUAUGACUCCAUUAAUUUCGGUGUGGCCGUGGAGAAAGGGCUUUUUGUCCGGGAGCCGAGCGGUGAGCUGCCUGCUCUGGUUCGCUGGUGGAACGGGAUCGGAGGAAUCUUGGACUUCACCAACCCUGAUGCCCGUGAGUGGUAUUCCUCACAUCUGCGCAUGCUCAAAAGCCGCUACGAUGUGACCUCCUUCAAGUUCGACGCAGGAGAGACAAGCUACCUCCCCCGUCAGUUCAGCACCCUGAUCCCGCUGUCUGACCCCUCCACCUUCAGCCGCCGCUAUACAGAAAUGGCCGUGCCGUUCAGUGAGCGCGCUGAGCUCAGGGUGGGUUACCAGAGCCAAAACAUCUCCUGCUUCUUCAGGAUCAUCGACAGAGACUCAGUAUGGGGUUACGAGCUCGGCCUCAAGUCCAUCAUUCCAACUGUGCUGACUAUUAGCAUUCUGGGCUACCAGUUUAUCUUACCUGAUAUGAUUGGAGGAAAUGCUUACCCCAACCGCACCACAGGUGGGUUUAAUGAUAAAAGUGGUCUGCCAGACAGAGAGCUGUACAUCAGAUGGUUGGAGCUGUCUGCAUUUAUGCCUGCAAUGCAGUUCUCCAUACCACCGUGGGCCUAUGACAAUGAGGUUAUACAGAUAGCGCAGAAGUUCACGGAGCUCCACGAGACUCUGGUGGCCCCGAGGGUUCUUGAACUUGCAGGCGAAGUUCUCGAUACAGGAGACCCGAUCAUCAGGCCCCUCUGGUGGAUCGCCAAUGACGACGAGGCCGCCUAUAAGAUUGACUCCCAGUUCCUGAUCGGGGAUGACCUGAUGGUGGCGCCGGUGUUAGAGCCGGGAAAGCAAGAGAGGGACAUCUACCUGCCUGCAGGACGAUGGAGAAGCUACAAGGGGGAACAUUUUGACAAAGGCCCCAUGUACCUCACUGACUACCCUGUGGACCUGGAUGAGAUCGCCUUCUUUACAUGGGUUCACUGAAGACAUCAAAGAAUUAAAGACGCACAAACUCACACACAUACGCACACAUGCACAUUCUCUUGAGCACACAUGCCAAGAAAUAGCAGCAGAUGUUUGUUUUACUAAAGGGAAAUUGCCACUAGGGAUUUGCUUCCAAAGCAGAGUGUGAUUUAGGUGAAGUUUCACCUCAUGUUUCUUUAUCUGGCCUUCUGUCUGAAGAUUAUAACCCUCCAUCCGAACAAUUAGAAUCCACUUCUGAUUCUCUUUUUGCAUCAUAAGCUGAUCCUCAUCCUCAUGUGCCUUUCCACAGCCGAUAGUAAAACUGAUCUCAGAUUGUAUCAUCACCGCAGUCUUCCACCUAAUGAAGAUCCCAAAUGUUCCUCAAAGCCUCAAAAUGGUUUGGGGUUUGGAGUCAUAGUUCUCUUAAUUUAUUACCAAGUGACUUUUAUUUCAGGAUAGAUAAGAUAAUUGUGCCAUGAGCUGCCUGUCUUGUGGCUGCCGAUGUUGCGCACUGAACUGGCAAUAAAUGUGUUCUCCGAGUUGAACAGAGGCACCUUUGUUUAGAGGGCAGGCCUAAACUUAUGCUUCUCAACUACCUACGAUUAAGCUAAAAUUCAUUAACAUUGCACUAACAACUACAUCUAAAUAAUCAUCUAAUGUCUUUUAUUUAAAUUUUUUUUUUUUUUUAACUUGGGGAUAGUAAUUGAUGUAUGCAGAUACAUGUGCUUCUGGGUUACAUAAGAGGUACUUGUCAUGUUUAACAAACUGCACAUGUUUAACAAGUUAACGUCUCUUGACUUCUUGUGCCAUUCUGUAAAUGCAGUGCCAAAAUCAACAGCUUUAUGCUUUCUUUUCCAUCCGCACAAGUUAAAUUCACUGCUCAGGGUACAUAAAGACACAUUUAAGAUAAACUAUUUUUUUUCGCAGCAAGAUAUUUAUGAAACUGCAACUGAUUUGCCUUGUGGAACAUAUUGUUCUCAAACAUGCUGUAUUGUAGUAUGCCGUCCGUUUCUGCCUUGUGACUUUAUUAGCCUUAUUAGCUAAACAAACCAAUGCCAACCUUUGCACAGACGACCCUUACAGUGAGGAAAUCCUCAUGUCUGUGCACAGUGACAGGCUUGAUGCUUUGCAACUUUACAUUUUCUUGAGUAUGAACAUUGCAACGUGCACGAGAAGUUUUAUUGUAAAAUGAGACACCUGAACAUGUUUGUCUGAUCGCUAGCACGAGAGUAAAGCACACUAGCUAAAACAUCUAAAUGGCUUGCUUGUAACUAAUUAUAUUAGAUAAUGCUAUUACUGUGUGUAGAAUUGCAGUGGGAUUGAUGCAUCUUUUAAAUGGUUCUGCUGCUUUUUGUUGGAUGACAAAAUCUUGCUGUAAACUGUCUUUGUGUUGCUUUCCUACCACCAAACUACUACAUAGAGUGGCUUUUACUAUGAAAUUACACAGCAACACUCCAAAAUGCAUAAUCAUUUGGAAUAACUUUAUUAAUCUUUGUGGCAGGAAGGUAGAGAAACUAGAUGAAGAGAUGUUCACAAUGCUGUGAAAUGUCAUAUACGCACCGAUAAACAUCAUUUAAAAGAUUUUGUCAAAACUCUGAAUAAAUUAACCAACCAAUA